CCGGUGAAAAAUUGCGCGACACGCAGGGAGCGUGGCGGCCAUCUUCGUCUGCUGGGCAUGUCAGCUGAGCCGGUUAGGGCUGAAGAGGAGCGCUGCGCAAGCGCACCCAAGACGGUCACAGGUAACUCCCAUCUGACGGGCGAGGCGUCGCAGUCGUCGCCGGAAGUUUGGUGUUUGCGCCGCGGGGGAGGUGGCGGUCGCGGCAGAAGCCGCUGAGUGUCUCCUGAUACCCGGAUGUGAGGCGAUCUGCUGGCUCCAGUUCGACCCUCGCCUAGCAAAGGAAGGAAGGUACGCGAACGUCCCUGACGGUCCCCGCCGCCCGCGUCCUUACCUCCCGUUUGCCAGCCCCUCCGGAGAGCGGACGAUUCUUCCUCUCCCUCUUCCUGUCCCACCCUCUGUCGCGUUGCCUCGCACGCCUCUCCCUAUCCUCUGGUCCCGGCUCUUCGCGACCCUGGGAAGGAGGUGGAAGGCUCGGAGAUUCGGUCGCCUGAGGUAGGCAACUGACUUGCACGCUCGGCUGCCCAGUCGCCGCGUCACCUGCCGCUGCUUGGUGGAAGGAACCCCUUGAAAGGGUCUCUGGGAUCUCAAGGGUCCCUGCACAACACUUUGAGAACUACUGUUUUAAGUUGAGAAAAAGUCUGCUGAUUCUUUAUUGCUUUACGGGGCGCGACACUCAGGAUCUCUUGGUUAAUUCCCAAACAUACAAGGAGUAAUUAGAAGCGUCAUUCAUUAGAAGCAUCAUCAGUCAACUUAAAGAAAAAGGUGAUAUAUGAUUUCCAUUUCAUUAAGGUUUUGGAUCGGAAUAGAGGUGUUGUGCGAUGUCUUAAGAGCAUAUUAAAGGAAUGGUUUUAUCAAAUUUCUAUGAGUUAUGGUGGCUGAAACAUCAACUCUGUCUUGUGGGAAAAGAACUAAAUGGCAGCACAAAAGGAUAUCUAUAUUAAUAGAACAUUUUGUUAAACAAAGGAGGUUAGAUAAGAACUGCAAACCAACGGACUCAGCAAACAAGGAAAGAAAUGUGUUAGCUGUAAGACAUGUUUCAAAUGAAUCAAAGUCCAGUAACUGUAGACUUCAGAAGAAAAACUUUUCAAAAAUUCUGUCAAAACAGACAGGUCAGUGAAAAAUAAGUCCUCCAGUAAUAGGGCUAGGCCUGAAACCAAAAUUAACUGACAAAUUAAUAGAACAGACUGAACCUGAAUUAAAUUUCUUUUUGUUAAAAAAAACUUCUAAAAAUAUCAAAUUAGAUAUUUUCCUAAAUUUUCCUAAGAUUUCUAUUGCCUUGUCCCAAGUAAAGCAAAUAUAUUUGAGCAUUCAUGUCAGCUUUUCUCAUGUCCUAGGAAUGACAGACAGAAACCUUACUUGAAGCAAACUAAUAUUUUUGUUGAAAAAUGUGUAUUAGCAUAAGUUAAAGUUGAUUUUAAGGAUUUGCUCCUCAGUAAUAAUACUAGCUAUUCAGCAUUCAGGCCUACCAGGACCAGAAAAUCCUCUCAAAAACUACUCAGAAAAGGGAGACAUUACUCAGGAAUGAUGUCUAUUCAGGAGAAAUCAAAAGAAAAUUCCUCCAGAGUUAUUAAAAAAAGUGAAGAUAAGAAUUUAGAAAUGGAAGUUCAAGAUUCUCAAAAGAAUAUUGCAGAAGUGUCAGGUCCAAAGGAAACCAUAAAAUCACUGGUUAAGUCUUCCAGUGAAAGUAAAAUAAAUCAACCUGAAUUGGUAACACGCAUGAGUACAAGGUCAACAAAGGCAACAGCAUCCAGUGAUAAAAAAGAUACUAAAUCCAUUGAUAAAAGUAUGGUGACUGUGAAGGGACGUUCACAACAAGAAUGUACAAAAAAGAAGAAAUUAUCUCAGAAAAAAUUAGUGCAUGAAACACCUAAAGCAAAUGAACAGCUUAACCGGAGAUCACAAAGACUGCAGCAGUUAACAGAGGUUUCGACAAGGUCUUUACGCAGUAGAGAGAUUCAGGGUCAAGUUCAAGCAGUUAAACAGAGUCUGUCACCAACAAGAAAAGAGUACUAUAGCAAUACUCAAAGUAAGUCUAAUAAAGUUAAAACAAGUCAAAAACAUGUGAAAAGAAAAGUACUGGAAAUAAAGUCUGACUCUAAAGAGGAUGAAUAUUCAGUAAUUAAUGAAGUAAUAAAUUCCCCAAAAGGAAAAAAACGUAAAGUAGAGCAUCAGACAGCUAAUACUUGUAGCUCUCAAUGCAUACAAGGAUCUGAAAAGUGUCUUCUAAAGACUACUAGAAAAGUGGAAACAAAGCCUGUGCCUGUAACUUCUGAGAUAAAAAGAUCAAAAAUGGCUACUUCAGUGGUCUCAAAAAAGCAUGAGAUGAAGAAGUCAGUUCAUACACGAGUGAAUACUAGUGCAAAAUCCCAAAAAUGUCCACAGCCAUCAGUGCCUGAACAAAGUAUAGAUAAUGAGCUGGAGCAAGCAGGAAAGGGCAAACGAGGUAGCAUUCUCCAGCUCUGUGAAGAAAUUGCUGGUGAAAUUGAGUCAGAUACUGUAGAGGUAAAAAAGGAAUCUUCACAAAUGGAGAGCGUAAAGGAGGAGAAGCCUACAGAAAUAAAAUUGGAAGAGAGUAAUGUUGAAAGACAAAUACUUCAUCAGAAGGAAACAAAUCAGGAUAUGCAGUGUAAUCGUUUCUUCCCCAGUAGAAAAACAAAGCUUGUGAAAUGUUUACUAAAUGGAAUAAACAGCUCAACUAAGAAGAACUCCAAAUGGAAUAAAAUUAAACUCACAAAAUUUAACUCUGUGCAGCAAAAUAAGUUGGACUCUCAAGUUUCCCCUAAAUUGGGGUUAUUACGAACCAGUUUUUCACCACCAGCUUUAGAAGUGACUCAAAGUACAUUUUUAGGGACAAAGCCACAAGAUAAAAAUACAGCUUGCCAGCAGCAAAAAAUGAAAAAAAAAAAUUCUGAAGAAAUUAAAAUUAAUGACAUUACAGUUAAAAUUAAUAAAACCAUACAAAGGGCUCCUGAAAAUUGCCAUUUGGAUGAUCAAAUAAAACCAUCUCCUGAUCCACCAUUGGAUAAUCAGAUGAAGCAUUCUUUUGAAUCAGCAUCAGAUAAGAAUUUCAGCCUGUGUUUGGAAUCCAAGCUGGAAAACAAUCCUGUGGAAAAUAUCAUUGCUGUUUCAACUCUGCUAGGUCAAGCAAAAGUUGAUGCAGGAGAGAGUAAAUUUCCAGGGUCAGCUCCCAAACAGCACAGUAUACUUAAUAACCAAACAUCUGAGAAUGGUGAUAACAGGGAAACACCACCAAAUCAUUCUUGGCCUAAUUGUAAUUCCCAUUUGGAGAUAACAAUUCCAAAGGACUUGAAACUAAAAGAAACAGAAAAAGCUGAUGAAAAACAGUUGAUCAUAGAUGCAGGACAAAAAAGGUUUGGAGCAGUUUCCUGCAACGUUUGUGGAAUGCUUUACACAGCUUCAAAUCCAGAAGAUGAAACACAGCAUCUGCUUUUCCAUAACCAGUUUAUAAGUGCUGUAAAAUAUGUGGGCUGGAAAAAAGAACGAAUUCUGGCUGAAUACCCUGAUGGUAGGAUUAUAAUGGUUCUUCCUGAAGACCCAAAGUAUGCCCUGAAAAAGGUUGACGAGAUUAGAGAGAUGGUUGAUAAUGAUUUAGGUUUCCAACAGGCUCCACUAAUGUGCUAUUCCAGAACUAAAACACUUCUCUUUAUUUCUAAUGACAAAAAAGUAGUUGGCUGCCUAAUUGCAGAACAUAUCCAGUGGGGCUACAGAGUUAUAGAAGAAAAACUUCCAGUUAUCAGAUCAGAGGAAGAAAAAGUCAGAUUUGAAAGGCAGAAAGCCUGGUGCUGCUCAACACUGCCAGAGCCUGCAAUCUGUGGGAUCAGUCGAAUAUGGGUAUUCAGCAUGAUGCGUCGGAAGAAAAUUGCUUCUCGCAUGAUUGAAUGCCUAAGGAGUAACUUUAUAUAUGGCUCAUAUUUGAGUAAAGAAGAAAUUGCUUUCUCAGAUCCCACUCCUGAUGGAAAACUGUUUGCAACACAGUACUGUGGCACUGGUCAGUUUCUGGUAUAUAAUUUUAUUAAUGGACAGAAUAACAUCUAAAACAAAUUCUUGCCUGCAGUACUAGAAGACAUCAAAUGAAGAGAAUGGAUUGGUUGCUGAUUUUAACCAGGAACUAGGGCCAUUUUUAUUACAAUGAACUCAGGACUGGCAACAACCUAUGGUUGUUCCAUUUUCAUAAAAUUGGAAACAAUGCAGUAAUACCUUAUUAUUGUUUUGUUUUUUAAAGAAGAUAUUUUAUUAUCUUUUACAGAAAUUUAUGAUUGAUGUAUUUUAUCUAUAGUUAUUUAGACAUGUUUACAUGCAGCAGAUAAUUGUUCAUAGUGGACUGAAAACUAAUGCAAGGACUAUGGUCUCAGUGAUAAGUAUAUUUUGAAGUUCUUAAUAUGGAAAUAUACCAGUGUAGCUUGGUACUGUAUUUUUUUAUAUUGAUCUGCUGAUACCAGUUAUAGGUUUAAAGAUUGUAUUUUCACAGAGUAGAAACCAAUGUUUUUGAGUUAUCAUUCAAGGAGGAUGUAAUAUUAUGUGUUUAGGAAUUCGAAGCUAAUUCUUAAAAGGCCUGAUGUAUACUUUGAAGAAACCCCUAAUGAAAAUGAAAACUUCAACUAAGCAGAAAGAAUUGGGAAUAAUGAGUUUUUUCUUCCAUUUCUCUCUUUCCUAUCUUUGAUGGCAGGAAGAAGUGGAAGGUAGUAAAGAAUUGAGGCUUUCUUUCCCGGAGACCUAUAAAUCACUAAAAUUAGGAAGCGUGCCCUUUAAAUUCAUUAUUCUUUCAUUCUGGUUUCAAUUUUUGUAGUAAAUGGCCACUUGGCACACCUAAACAGUUAACAAAUCUCAAAAAGUUUUAUAAAACCUCUGGAAUAAUUGCAAGCCAAAUUUGGAUGACUUGGUAUCUGCUUUGUUAUUCCUCAGAAAUACUGCACUGAGUAUAUGCCCUCAUUACGGGACUUCAUUUUGAUACUUGUCUAUCCUUCAUAGUGCCCUCUACUUUUAAAGGGUUUAUAUGUUGAAAAACUGCUGUGGCCUUUUAUGACCUGUAUAUAUUGUAGAAUAAAAUAAUAAAAUACUUGUUAGCUUUU
Cynocephalus volans (Philippine flying lemur) is the source of this 5090-nucleotide messenger RNA. RefSeq names its product establishment of sister chromatid cohesion N-acetyltransferase 1 (gene ESCO1). The transcript is spliced from 15 exons. The record is from RefSeq and is a predicted model, not a curated record. Lineage: Eukaryota; Metazoa; Chordata; Mammalia; Dermoptera; Cynocephalidae. Gene Ontology annotation, molecular function: protein-lysine-acetyltransferase activity. Bases 1522 to 4056 code for a protein of 844 amino acids. Gene Ontology annotation, biological process: mitotic sister chromatid cohesion. Gene Ontology annotation, cellular component: chromatin; nucleus.